Messenger RNA from Condylura cristata (star-nosed mole), 620 nucleotides. It is a transcript of the gene SMDT1, whose product is annotated as single-pass membrane protein with aspartate-rich tail 1. Bases 61 to 384 code for a protein of 107 amino acids. Gene Ontology annotation, biological process: mitochondrial calcium ion homeostasis; calcium import into the mitochondrion. NCBI's taxonomy places the organism in Eukaryota, Metazoa, Chordata, Mammalia, Eulipotyphla, Talpidae. The transcript is spliced from 3 exons. The record is from RefSeq and is a predicted model, not a curated record. Gene Ontology annotation, cellular component: mitochondrial inner membrane; uniplex complex.
AGGGCGUCACCUAGGCGGGGCGGUGCGGUCUGGGCGCUGGGCUGGGGGCGGAGCUGGGAGAUGGCGUUCAGAGCGGCUCGCUGGCUGGCCUUGGUCCCCGCCCGAUCCCGGACUCUCCGGAACGGGCCGACCUUGAGGCUAGCUGGCGAUGCCUCCGCCGGACAGGGUGGCUCAGGUCGGAGCCUGGUACCGUCGAGAUCGGUCAUCGUUACUCGCAGCGGCGCCAUUUUGCCCAAGCCGGUGAAAAUGUCCUUCGGCCUUCUCCGUGUGUUCUGCAUCGUGAUCCCCUUUCUCUAUGUCGGGACCCUCAUUAGCAAGAACUUUGCUGCUCUACUUGAGGAGCACGACAUUUUUGUCCCAGAGGAUGACGACGACGACGACUAGCAGGGCGCCAGAAGUGCACACGGAGAGAGCCCCCUCAUGACAGAACUGGCGAUGUUCGCAGCUGCUUUCCUUCCUUGCCAGCAGAUGGGCCGGGAAGCUCUUGGCCUGCCAGUUCCGGGGGCCCCUGUGGUCUAUGACUGCUGCCCCGGUUUUCAAGCUCUGGGAGGGUCCCCGCGAUGUGCCGCUUACUCAAGACAAGCAAAUCAUGAAUAAAUGCAAGUCAGCUGUUUGUCUGA